Messenger RNA from Drosophila grimshawi, 2107 nucleotides. RefSeq lists its product as uncharacterized. Lineage: Eukaryota; Metazoa; Arthropoda; Insecta; Diptera; Drosophilidae. The transcript has a single exon. The record is from RefSeq and is a predicted model, not a curated record. Bases 16 to 1995 code for a protein of 659 amino acids.
AAACACAGCAUCAAGAUGAUGGGGAAUACAGAAAUACACAAUUCAGAACAAUCGAAUUUGAAUUUUGUUGUUAACGAUAAGAAAAGCUUAUUCAAUGAAAAAGGGGGCUUGCCAAUAUUUUUGGCAGAAGAAUUGGUGGAGAAUGUCUUCGGAGAGAUCAAUAACCGCAACAAGUGUCAUAUCAAAAUUAGCAGCAGUAAAUGCCAAAGCUUCCAACAGAAAUCCCAAACUUAUGGUGACAAUGAUGACAUGGAUCCGCGUCUGAAAUGCUGGAACAAUAUGCUCCGGGAUCGAAAAGUGUUACAGCAGCGCAUCGAGCGUCGCACUGGCAAGCGUGCCGAGGAUGUUCUCUUUAAUCGCCAUGCCACCAUCGAUGUGCAGGCCAAGCAGAUGAUUAUCCGUCUCUUGGAUACUGCUGAGCGUAGCAAGGGUGUUCCUCCGAACCGGGUCAAGGGUGUGCUACGGAUGCGCCACAAUGCAGAGCUGUGCCGCGAAGUACGUGAGCUGCAUCCAACGGAACCGAAGCUAGAGCGUUUGGCGUUUGUGGGCUUGCCAGAGGUAACGCAGCUGGAAUUGGCUAACACAGUGCAAACGGGCGAGACUAAAUGGCUACGCUCAGAGGUUCUGAGUGAACGUCUGGAACAGCAGGAGGAGAAUAUCUUGAGUGUGAUGUCCCACUAUCCAGAGCUGGAUCAGCUACAGAUAACCACAUUGAUUAAAAGUCCUGCGGUGCCAGUUAUUGACACCCAAUGCCUUGGCGACGACCUCAUUUUGUGUGUGUCCGAGACGACAGAGGAAGCCAAAGAGGAUGCACCGCAAUCACCUAAGCCGAUGCCGCCGGUCGAGAAAUUCGAGAAGAAAACCAGAUGGGAGGAAAAUAAUGUGAUUCUAAUAAAUGGAAUAUCCUACGGCUUUGGCUCAAACAGCGAUGUUCUGAGCGGAGAUCUGCACUUGUUACUCCAGUGCGAUCCACUGCAACGCAUUCGAAAGACAAUUGUGCAGCUGGAUAACAUUGGCAAUAAGUUCAUCCAGAUACGCUGGCAUCAAAUGAGUCUACUGAAUAAGGAGCUGCAUCAGCACACGCCAAUCCGCUCGGAAUUCGUAUUCGACUCACAGCCCUUUGUGCUGCUGCCCGGUAAUCAGCGACGCAUCGAUGUGCUCUACCAGCCAUCCAGGGUGGGCGUUAAGAAACAACACUGGUGCCUCGUCAUGCAACGCUCUCCCUUCUGUGGAGUUCGUCGUUUACAUAUACGCUUCCAUGGGGUCUGCACGCAGCCAGUUAUAUACCGGGAUCGUCUCGAUUUGGAUCAGCGUUUAGUUAUUAACAAACGCAAUCGGCAGAUCAAUGAGCGUCUAACUCAAAUGCAUGCUGAGCUCGCGCCAAUGGUGGAGCGCUCAACGCUGAGCUGUCCUUAUCAGCGUGUCCUGGAUGAACGUGAACUAUUCAGCGUACAGAAUCCGGGCUUCAAGUGCGAUCGAUAUGCGGAUCUGGAAACGCUCAAGGAGCUCUAUGUGCUGGUAAAGAAGCCGCGACAGCCACCCUGGGACUACCGCCUGGAGACGCUGCGGCAAUGCAUUUACCAGCACGAUGCGGAGCAUCGUGAAUCCCUUCAAAAUAUCGUAGUCGAAUUGCUAUCAACAAUGCGCGGCAAUUCAAAUGAGGUCUUCCCGAAAGAGAAGGUGGAUAUGCAGCGGGAGCGUUCCUGUUUUCUCUAUGUUCGAGGCAUUGUCGGCAGCACGAUUGAUGAGUGGGAGAACAUUAGCGAUGGCUUGGGAGAGAAGUUUUUCAAGUCUGAGCUGCGGCGCUACAGGAAUGAGCUGAAGGAGAAGUCCAAAAAGCUUCCUUACGACAAGGAUUAUGUGAAAUCGUUAGUCUUCAAGCGGGUGCUCAGCUGCAAAUACUUUAAGGAUUCACUUUACAUACACACGUAUUCUCUUGUCUGUGAUGCUGCGGAGAACAUUGUAUCCGCCAUUGAGAGCGCUUUGACUCAUUGAGCCAAUCAGUUUUCAUUCAUCAUUCACUUCGAAUUCGCUUCGAAACUUUUACAAUGCUUUGUACUUCCACAAUAAAAAUAAUUUCAAAUCAAAUCAUCAUUCACCAAAUGAA